GCGCGGGACAGCGACAGUGUCGUUGCUAUUCCUCUUUGUCACGUUUCGGGACCGUUAUAUCGCAAAACGUAGAACACUUCGAGCAUUCGAGUUCUUUGACCAGUUAAUUUAAUCAAAAUUAAUUUUUAAGUCAUAAAAAAGAAUUUGAUUCGUCGACUAUUACAACUUUGUAAAGUCGUGUAAAAGCUAUCUUAAACACUGUGACUCACUAAAAUAAUUUUAUCGCAAUUUUGACAAAAAAAAAAAAUUAAAUUCAAAAUAAAAAUUCACCACAUUUUCUUUUCCUUUGUAAUAAAGUAAUCGUAUUGUAUAUAUUUUGGUUUUGUAUACAAGUAAUCGAGACAUACAAAUAUAAUUGUAUUAACUCUUCAAGGUGUUGAGGGGAGUAUGCAUAUCCAGUAUUGUAAUUUUGAUUCUGCCAGGUUGCAACGAAUAAUAACUUGAUAAUACUUAUUGCAUCUUCUAGGCUCGAUGAAUUACAUCGAAUAAAAAGAGCAAAAGCCGCGGACGUAUGGAGAGAGAUCCACGGUUCACGUUCCUCCGUAAUUAAUAAUUUCGUGUCCCGGCACCACAGAUCCGUUUGAAUUUGUCGAAUGAUCUACAAUUAUGCGUACACGUCGUAUGGUGCUGAAUUAUUAAUGGUGUAUCGCCGCCGAAAAGUGUUCUCCCGCUCGAACAAAGAGAUGUAAUCGAUUAAAUCGGUAAAAAUGAAAAGCAACUGGAGUAGCCGAUCGCGCGAUUGCGGUCUCGGUCAAUUCGGCCGCAAACGAGGCGCGACCUAAUUGCAUAAAAUGUUGAAUCGCGAUGGGCGAGAGUUCGUGUUUUCUUAAGGGGAAGGAUGACGCUGAGAAAACUGUACGACUUUCGCGUCGCAGGGUUGGAAAAUUUUAAACGUCAACCACUCGACAAGAAAGGAAAGUUUCAUUCUUCUUUCUAACCGUUCCACGAUUGAAACUUUAAUAGUUACGUAAUAUUUCUCCGGCUGUAUUACGCGUGACGAGCAUUCGUGUGUAGCCUACCGCGGGGAAUAAGGCUCGUCGGAAUCUUCCUGUAGACGGAAGAUGCCUCGUUUGGAUUUAGAUUUCUUCAGCCAAGAAACCUUUAGAAUGAUCGACGACCGCGAUGCAAUCGUUUACGAAAUUCAUGACAACGAAAUCUUGGUCGAGAACGGAACUAUCCCUUACAAUAUAUCCUCGAACGAAGAUUAUAUCUUCGACAGGACCAGUGUAAAGGUGAUCUUUAUUACACUCUACACGAUCGUCUUCAUCUCAUGCUUUUUCGGUAACCUGAUGGUGAUCUUUGUGGUGAGCUUCUCCCGACGACUGCGCAGUAUUACGAACUUCUUCCUGGCCAAUUUGGCGGUGGCCGAUUUCUGCGUUGGCAUCUUCUGCGUGUACCAAACCCUGACGAAUUAUUUAACCAACAGCUGGCAGCUCGGCGAUUUCCUUUGCAAGGUUUAUAUGUUCGUUCACGCGCUUUCCUAUACCGCCAGCGUAUUGAUCCUGGUGGUGGUCUGCGUCGAACGAUACUUGGCCAUCGUUCAUCCGAUCAAAUGCAGAUCGGUGCUGACGAGAAGUCGCCUGAGACUCGUCGUAGGUCUCGUAUGGUUGAUUGCCGCGAUUUACGCAUCUCCGAGGUUCCUCUACGUCGAGACCAUGAGAAAUCAUUUAAUCACGGGCGACGUAGACAUUAUAUGUCUAGCAAACAUCAAGAAACACAACAAGAACGUUCUAGACGCCGUGAACCUGGUCUUCCUUUACAUCGUUCCUCUCGUUUUGAUGUCUUGUCUCUACUCGAGGAUCGCCAUUGGAUUAUGGAGAAGUGGGGCCACUCUCAGAGGACCUGGUCUGACGACUGGGACCGGUAGCGUUAGAGUCCGUCAGGUCCCUAAUUCCAGCAGGAACAUCCUUCGUGCCAGACGUGGCGUCAUAAGAAUGUUGAUUGCCGUGGUGGCGAUGUUCGCCGUCUGCAACUUACCGCAACAAGUACGAAUCGCCUGGCGACGCUGGGGCUCGAAUUACGAUCGGACGUCGGACUUCAGCACUCUCCUCACUCUAUCGACGUUCUUGAUCUCUUACACGAAUUCGUGCCUGAAUCCCUUGCUAUACGCAUUUCUCUCCCGUAACUUUCAGAAGGGAAUGAGAGAACUUCUAGCCUGCAAAGGUUCCAGGGGUCGUGGCGUCAGUUUGGCGAUGGGCUGCACCGGAGGAGACACAGGGACGCGUCACGAGCAUGGUUUCAACGCUAAUCAUCCCCACAGUUCGAUGGUCCGAUCCAGCUCGGCUCAAGACAGUCCUCGCACUGCUCGAACCAUCGCCAGACCUGACCAGUCCACUCGCGUGAACGUUACCUGAUCUGAUCCAUUCGACAUAUCGACGAAAGUUCCGCGUCAUUUCGUACGCACCGCAUCCACCGAUAGACUUUCCUUAAAAAGACGACUGGCGGCAGAAUCAGUUUAGAAACCGAGAGUUCGACGUGCUUGGAACGUUCAACUAACCGUACGAAGGUGACGAAGAAAAGUUAUCAGUCCGUAUUCCACGGAGCACGAAACGACAAUAUUCCUGCUUAUAAUUCCCGUCGACUCCUAAACAGAGUUGGGUUCAUGUUAUUCCGAAUAAAGUGUAACGGAUGAGUAACAAAAAACAGUUUUACUGGACGAGAAACGAUUCGUUGUUCGCGAAUCAAUCAGUAGCGUUAUUCGAUUAAGAAUUCAUUCGUUAUUCGGAAGGUCUCGGCGACGAGUAAAGGUGACGAAUGGAACGCCUCUGUCGAGCAGUGUUCAAAUAUAAACAAUAUACGUUGUUUUGUAGAUUUAUUCUGAAAUUUAUUUCAGUUAAAAAUUAUUUAUUAUUUUCCAAUAACUUCCUUUUAUUUGAACAUUAUUCCAAGAAAAAUUUAUUCGAAAGUUUGCUCGAAAUCUUAUUCGAAUAACGCCGAAGUCUACUCAUAAGCCAGGGUUCUGGCUUGUUGAACUAAUGACACAAGAAAUUAAAAUUUGCCAUGAUAGGUUGGUAAUUUAUAAACUACAAAUAUACAGUAUUACAGAAAGGAACAAGAUACUGUAUGAGUGUAAUUUAAAAAUCUCAAGAUUAUAAAACAUUAAUAUAAAUGAUUAAUUUCAAAAUAAAUAAAUCAAUGUAUGAUUUAUACGAAUCAAAACCUUACCCUAAAGCCCUUUUCCCAACAAAGCGACUCUUUUUCAAAUUUCAAAUCGGUUACAAAAAAAAAACAUCAAAAGAAGAAUAUAUAAUUCUACUUGUUAGAACAAGUUAAAGAUAAAAAUCAAAGAAAACAAAUUAAAGAUAAAAACGAAAAUAAAAGAUAAAAAUCGAAAAUACAAAUGUUAGGUGGGAGGAGGGCCUAACUCUAUAAGAUUUAUCAUGCACAGGGGGGAAUUUAUAUUCCCAAGUACAAAAGAACACUUGUAUGGUUUAAGAUACAUGUUUGGAGGUUUACACUUUUGGAAUUUUCAAUAAGAACAGUGGUUAGCAAGGAUGAUCACCAGGAAACUAUAAUAUUAUUACAAUAUUGAGAAAAUACAUCAGGUAAAACUAGCAAGUGGUCUUUGGAUAAGAUACUCUGACAUUUCGCCGACGUUCCGAGUAACUUCUUCAGGAGUCAGCUGACGCACUGUUCGUCGGAAGAGAUUCGAAGAACUUCUAUCGGUGAGCAGUGAAUCAUGUUAUCAGCUCGGUGAUUAGUAGCCAAUGAACUGUGACAUGAGCACGGGUACCUUAAAAUGACCCACGAUGCACGAUGCACAAUGCACGCUAAUGUCAGUGUGCCUUUUGACCCUUGAAAAUGCUAGCUACAAUGCUGGCGAAACUAAAGUGGAUCUUAUCUGAAGGAUACGAUUUACGUGCGGAAGUCUCAUAACCAUGAAGAACGAUGCCAUAGAAAUCUCAAAUAUCUUUACAUUACAACUACGUUAUGUUAAGGAUAGAAUCUGACGUUUGUAUUUUUGACAAAAUAAAUCAACCCAUUUGCGGUGAAAUAAACAGUAAAUUUGAUCUCCCGAUGAAACAAGAAUAUUCGUUUCUUUUUGUUUCACGUUGAAUAAAUUACAUUCUGCUACUUUUUUGUAUGUACUUUCUCACAAUUGUAACAUCGUUGUCAAUUACUUCCUGAUUUUUCAUUCAAUUUAUUUCCUCUUAUACCUUCUACCUUCUAUUUUACGUUUCUAAUAUCAAGUAUUAACGAAAAUAAUAAAAUUCUGAAUCUGUACAUCGCAAAUUUGUAUCGUUAGGGCGAAAAUAAAACUUACAAAAUAUGUUUUGUAAUAUCAAUGUUGUAAAUAUGUAGUGCAUAAAAUACAAAAAUUUUCAUAAUUUUUUCAUAAUCAGGAAGAAAAUUUGAAGUGAC
Molecule: messenger RNA, 4362 nt
Organism: Hylaeus anthracinus
Lineage: Eukaryota; Metazoa; Arthropoda; Insecta; Hymenoptera; Colletidae
Product: trissin receptor-like
Exons: 5
Coding region: 1062-2354 (430 amino acids)
Biological process (GO): G protein-coupled receptor signaling pathway
Cellular component (GO): membrane
Molecular function (GO): neuropeptide Y receptor activity
Source: RefSeq, a predicted model, not a curated record